CAAACAAACACACUGCAGUGGCAGUCUCUCCCGGAUCAGACCACUUGGGCUCAAGAAUCGACCCGGCAUCUUCAGCCUCUUGGAGAGCAUGCUGGGGCAGCGGUCUCUGCCCGACCCGGCCCUCAGCACCAUAGCCUACGGGGUGGACACAGGCUGUAGCGUGGACGUCAUAUCCCCCGGUGGCGUCCCUCUGACCCUUGCCACCAUCCUUCCUUCACCCCUGGCCGCCGGUACAGAUGCCAGCGGCGGAGCCGCGUCGGACAGCGAGAAUGCGGGCGCCACGUUGCUCUUCUCUGGGAUCUUCAUGACCCUGGUGGGCAUGACCUUCACGGCAAUGGGCUGGCUCAACCUGGACCGCAACCACAGCCAAGGCUGGAUCCAAUUAAUGGGGCCCAUUCUCCUGUCUGUGGGAGGAAGCUUCGUCUUCAUCAGCAUCUGCAAGUUCAGGCUCGUGACCUGCGGGGGAUGCUCGGAGCGCCCGGACGAAGACACGGAUCCCGCCGAGGAGCGGAUCGCCCCGGGCCAAUCGUUCCUGUUCAACAGCAUCAAUCAGCCAAUCGUGUUCCAGGGAGCCACGGUGAUGCAGUACAUCCCGCCACCGUAUGCGUCCGUCACCCCAGACGUGAGCCCGGCCAAUGCGGUUGCCCUAAACCUUCCCCCGCAGUACUACACGGUGUGUCCAGCGGAGAACCAGGGGUUCAACGCCGAUGAUGACAUCACAAUGAGCGCCACAACUAGCAGCAGGUCGCGCGAAGAGAGGCUGGACAACGGAAAAGACUCCGAUGAAGACUGCACCUCUACCCGUCUUCCACCACCGUCUUAUGAAGAUAUCUAUCCAUCAGUGCCGACUGACCACCUGUAUCUUCGCUCAACAUGACGGCUUGAACUACAUAUCUUGUAUUUUGACACAGAAAAAGGCGCAUUGUGUAACACAACAAUGAUGAAUACAGGAUGGUCGGCAUGCUUGCGCGCGCAUCUGGAUUUAAGUAUUGACUGUGCACGUUAUUGUUUGUCAGGCCUAUCCGAAAUAAUCCACACAAUAUAUACAUAGGCCAUAUUAUUUGUUACUUCAUAUGAAUACACGUGUAUUUAUCCAGGGCAUUGUAUUUCUUAAAUGAAACACAAUAAUUAUCCAACUGAGCACUAUAAAUUGGUCCAACAGCUCCAAGAACUGUUAUUAUUCAAUAGACUUCAAUAAAAAUGUCCUUGAGACGCAAUGAAAUGCA
Molecule: messenger RNA, 1226 nt
Organism: Hypomesus transpacificus
Lineage: Eukaryota; Metazoa; Chordata; Actinopteri; Osmeriformes; Osmeridae
Gene: tmem174
Product: transmembrane protein 174
Exons: 2
Coding region: 89-877 (262 amino acids)
Source: RefSeq, a predicted model, not a curated record